UUGUUGCUGCUCACAAAUUAUUUGCCCCAAGAAACUCUCGGUUUCUAAUUGUCAAAAUCAAUAAGAAUAUUGAACUGCUACAAUCAUCAUUUUCUUUAUUAUUGUUGCCUUUUUCUUCAAGCCUAUUUGGAACUUGUUAUUUUAAUUGGUUGCAAAUGCAAUCUGGGGAAUGCUGUGUUGUGGCUCCUCACUUUUCCCCCACGAAGCUCUCCACAUUUGAGGAUGACGAUAUGUACGAGACAAAUGUACUUACUCAUAAAGAAACACAAAAAACACCUUCCAUUAUAGUAUCGAAAAGUUUGAGCGCAACCAAAGGCUCUAGAGUUCACAAUUCAUGUGGGGUUGCAGACAACUUCAUAAUAAUGACAGCCCUCAGGAGCAAGAUCCUCACCUUGAGAGACUUGCUUGAUCUAUCACCUUGUUUGGGUUCUGCAUCUGUAAAUGAGCUGCUGAUAUUGACCCUGAAGGAUCUAUAUAAGUUGUAUCCUUCCGUCAACCCAAAUGUUCCAUUAUCAAAUAUUGGAGUGGGAAUGAAUCAGGCGCUGGAAUGCUUUUGUGAUACUCUUAAAUCAAUCGGGGAAAUAUGGAUGGGUGAUGAUAAAUUCAUGGCGGAGUUGGAUGAGGACUCAGAUAGUAAACUACAUGACGAUCUAAAGCGUUAUGGAUUGAUAUUGCUUGAUGAGAUGAUUAAGCUAGCGACUGAAAGGGUGUUCGAUAUGAUGGACGUGGAUGACCAGACAAGAGAUGAAACUCCUUCAUCCGACACCUUUGGGAGGCCUCUGUCAGAGUCUUACUCGAGCAAUGAGUCCUCCCCCUCAAGCCCUCCACCUACGCCAACUUCCGUUCUCUCUGAGAUAGUAAUCAAUGGUUCACAGAAGAGUGAACUAAAGGUUCAAGCAAUUGAGAAGCUGAAUCCUAUAGAUGUAAAACGUCUCUAUUUCCACUUGCUGCCUCAUGCAAUAGAGCAAGAUCAAGAUUGUGUUGUUCAACUAGCAACUAAUUUUAAUGAACAAAAAUCAGAAAUACAAGCAGGGGAUGAUUGUGAAUUUGGCCAAGAUUGUGACAUGACGGACUCUCCAAAUAUUCUACUGACUGAUAUGGACAAUGUAUCAGAAAGUGGAGCAAAAUGUUGCACUGGUGCUUCAAAAAAUCAACCAGUGUCAAGUCCUGUUUCAUUGGACGUGCGUUUACCUCCAUCUACGCUUCCUAAGUUGAGAUCAUAUAUGGCAGAACAGGCAGCAGCUCCACUAUCACCAUUUGCAUUAUCUCCAAAUGUCAUAGAAUCACCACCAAUGACAUCAAGAAACAUAGUAACACCUCCACCUCCAUCUUCGCCUCCACCCCCACCACGUCCCAUGGCGGUGCCUCCACCACCUCCACCGCCACCUAAGACAAUAGGAAACAUAACAAUAGUUCCACCUCCACCACCGCCACCUCCCAUGACAUCCGAAAAUGUAAUAUCACCUCCACCUCCACCACCACCUACCAUCGGAUCAAAGGGUAUCACACCUCCGCUGCCACCCAAGACAACAGUAAACAUAACAACACUUCCACCUUCUCCACCUCCACCGCCACCUAACAUCAGAUCAAAGGGUAUGGCACCUCCACUGCCACCUAAGACAGCAGGAAACAUAAUAACACUUCCACCUCCACCACCGCCACCUCCCAUGACAUCCGGAAAUGUAAUAACACCUCCACCUCCACCGCUACCUCCAAUCGGAUCAAAGGGUAUGACACCUCCACCCCCACCUCCACCAAAGACUUCUAAUGGAGCAGUGCCAGCGCCACCUCCACCCAUGCCGAUGGGAAAGGGACCUGCACCUCCACCACCACUAGGAUUUGUGGGUGUCUUACGAGUUAAGAGAGCAGCCACUAAAUUGAAAAGAUCGUCCCAAAUGGGUAAUCUUUAUCGACUUCUCAAGAGCCAAGUUGAAGGCUCUAGUUUAGAUAGUAAAUCACAGAAGAGAACAGGGAAAGUUAGUGCUUCAGCAGGAGGUAAACAGGGAAUGGCUGAUGCAUUAGCAGAAAUGACAAAGAGGUCAGCAUAUUUCCACCAAAUUGAAGAGGAUGUUAUAAAUCACGCAAAAACAAUCAAGGAGAUAAAAACGGCUAUUGCUUCUUUUCAAACAUCAGACAUGUCCGAGCUCGCCAAGUUCCACAAAUAUGUAGAAUCUCGCCUUGAGAAAUUAACCGAUGAAUCUCAGGUGCUAGCAAGAUUUGAAGAUUUUCCUACUAAAAAGUUGGAAGAACUUAGGAUGGCAGCAGCAUUGCAUUCCAAGUUAGACUCAAUAGCCACUACUCUAAAGAAUUGGCCGAUAGUCUCACCUGUUGGCGAACUCCUUGACAAAGCUGAGAGUUACUUUAACAAGAUCAAAGGAGAAAUUGAAACACUGGAUCGAACAAAAGAUGAAGAGUCCAAGAAAUUUAUUAGCCAUAACAUUCAUUUUGAUUUUGGCAUUAUCGUGCGUAUCAAAGAAUUAAUGGUAGAUGUUUCCUCAAACUGCAUGGAACUUGUCUUGAAGGAGAGGAGAGAAGCAAAGACAAAAAAUGAUGGGCACAAAAAGCUGGGAUCAAGUAAACUACUAUGGAAGGCAUUCCAAUUUGCAUUCAGAGUGUAUACUUUUGCUGGUGGGCAAGAUGACCGCGCUGACAAGUUGACAAGGAAAUUGGCUCAAGAAAUCCAAACAAAUCCUAAUCAAUAGACAUAUAGUUGUACCUAGAAGCAGAGGCGGACCCAUAAUUUUUACGCGACGGGGAGACUUUUAGUGUUCAGGGUCCAACUGCUUUAAAUUAACCAUUUUCAAGGUAUACACGUAGACAUAUACAAGAUUUUGGCCGAAGUUUACAGGGUCCGCUGACCCCUUACCAUUACACAUAUGUACACCUUUGCCCAGAAGUAGAUGGAAAUUUUGGACAAUGAGUUUAACUGAA
Nicotiana tabacum (common tobacco) is the source of this 2931-nucleotide messenger RNA. The record is from RefSeq and is a predicted model, not a curated record. NCBI's taxonomy places the organism in Eukaryota, Viridiplantae, Streptophyta, Magnoliopsida, Solanales, Solanaceae.